AUGUGUGCUUACGGGGUUAUUGCCACUCAACAAGACACGGUGAACAAGUUUGCUGACGCGUUACCUCCAAAGUGGAGUUCUUUCAUUGAGUUGUUGAAGCACACUGGAACUCUAGAUACGGUUAAUAUCUAUGAGUUCAUUCAGAAACUGGAACAUAAGAAUGAGGAAGAAAUCAGGAAAGCUAAGCGAGCUCCAGUUCCUCAAAAUACGGAAAUGUAUCUUCCAGGCUUCGACAUCUUAGCAAAAUCCGCUGCUGCUCAGCAACCGAAACUGCAAACUGCUUUCGUGUCGAACACAAGCUCUCUUCCUUUUCCUCAGACCAAUCCUGCUCCGGGUUUUGAUCCAAGAUCUUACAUUCCAGUUCCAUCACAGCCACCAGUUCAACCACAACAGCAAGCUCAUUUCACAAGCACUCCUCAACCUCCAAACCCUAACACUGUUCGUGUUGACACUUCAAAUCUUUCCCAAGUUAGUAUAGAAGUUGCAAAGGAGCAUGUAGAACUGAUCAAUACUAUGUUUGGUGACGGUGAUCAAAGAAGUGGAAUAGCUCUUUAUGCAAAGAUCAUCAAUCAAAAGUCAUCUGAAAGUGAUGACAGUUCUGGGUUCAAACCGGACAAUUCCUCAAACACAUCCACAAAGCAGCGAGAAACUUCACCAUCCAUGAAUCAAAUUCCUCCAAUUAUUGAGGAUUAUGAGUCAUCGGAUGAUGAACCAGAACUGGAUGUAGUUGAUCAGGAUAAAUCACUUGGCAAGAUGAAAGGAGUAGUCAUUCCUGUUGAGAAUCACAUCUUGUGUGAUCCUGAUACUCCUGAUGUCUCAUCUGUCGAGAAACAAGUGAUUGAUCCUAUUAAGGUUGAAAAGAAGUCGGUGUCUACUAUGCGAUCAUUGCCUUUCCCACAAUUAUGUCGCCAAUUUUCACUUGAUGAGAUUCUCUCAGCCACCCAGAAUUUCGAUGAUUCAUUGGUUGAAGGGAAGGGUGGUUUUGGUAAGGUCCAAGGAGCAACCGAGUUUUGGGCUGAAAUCGAGAUGCUUACCAAGUUGAGGCACUGCAAUCUUGUGUCUUUGAUUGGUAAUUGUAACGAUAACUCAGAGAUGAUCCUUGUCUAUGACUUUAUGCCGAAUGGAACCCUUGACGGUCAUUUGCACAAAUAUGGGACCGUUCUGAGUUGGAUAUCGGAUUUUGGAUUAUCCAAAAUUGGCCCAACAAAUGCAUCAGGUGCAUAUGUCAAUACACUUGUUAGCGGUACAUUUGGCUAUCUCGAUCCAGAGUAUUUUUUGACUGGACGGUUGACAAGGAAAUCAGAUGUGUUUUCCUUUGGGGUGGUAUUAUUCGAGUUGUUGUGUGGGAGGGCCGCAUUGGAUAACAGUCUCGAUGAUGAGUGUAGUUUGGUAAAGUGGGCUUAUGAAUCUAUAAAGAAGGAUAAAGUGUAUAGUAUCAUUGAUCUUAAUAUCAAGAACCAGAUAUCUCCAAAGUGUUUGAAGAAAUUUGUGCAAAUUGCAGAUCGUUGUCUUAGUAGCAAGUCAAUAAAACGCCCUGAAAUGGCAGAGAUUCUGUUCGCUCUUGAGCUUUGUCUGAGAUUACAAAAUAAAUUCGACACCCCUGUAAAGCCAACUGCAGGCAUAUAUUGUCAAUUGGUAGAAUGA
Molecule: messenger RNA, 1644 nt
Organism: Helianthus annuus (common sunflower)
Lineage: Eukaryota; Viridiplantae; Streptophyta; Magnoliopsida; Asterales; Asteraceae
Product: serine/threonine-protein kinase PBS1
Exons: 6
Coding region: 1-1644 (547 amino acids)
Biological process (GO): protein autophosphorylation
Cellular component (GO): plasma membrane; plasmodesma
Molecular function (GO): ATP binding; transmembrane receptor protein tyrosine kinase activity
Source: RefSeq, a predicted model, not a curated record